AUGUCACAGAAAAAUGAGACUACUUUCAUAACAGAGUUUUUCAUUGUGGGAUUCCCUGGACUUCGACCUGAAUACUACAACCUCAUAGGUGCCAUUUUUUUCAGCAUCUAUGUGAUGAUAAUAAUGGGGAAUUCUAUUUUUAUAGUCCUGUUUGUGACUGAACCAAGUCUCCAUAAGCCCAUGUACAUUAUCAUGUUGAAUCUGGCUGUGUCUGAUGUUGGAUUCUGUACUGUAGCUCUCCCUAAACUGAUCUCUCGCUACUGGUUCAAUAAUGGUUACCUCUCCUUCCAGCUCUGUCUGAUGCAGAGGCAGUUCAUCCACUAUUUUGGUACAUUGAACUCUCUUAUUAUGAUGAUCAUGGCUAUAGAUCGUUAUCUGGCUAUCUGCCACCCACUCAGAUACCCUGUAUACAUGACCACUCGAACUAUGAAGUUUGUAACAGGUUUUAUUUGGGUUUCUGCUAUGAUUUUCCCUGGUAUUUCUACAUCUUUGACCGCUAAGAUGCCAUUCUGUGGGCCUAAUCUGAUAAUGAACUGCUUUUGUGACACCGUUUCUAUGAACAGUCUAGCCUGUGCUGAUGUCAGCUCACAGAAUUACAUUUCCACCUCAGUUGCAACCUUCGUGCUUCUUUUUCCCUUCUCGUUCAUCAUUUUUUCCUACAUCAGCAUUGUUGUUGCCGUCAUUAAGAUUGCCAAUAUUCAAGGCAGGCUGAAAACAUUCUCUACCUGUGCCACACAGCUGGCUAUCGUUAGCAUAUAUUACAUACCCAGAUUCUUUGUGUAUGUAACACCUUACAUACCUAACUUAAAACUGAACAUUGACCAAAAAAUCUCACUCACUGUGUUUUAUACAUUGUUUCCAGCAAUGGUAAACCCACUUAUAUACUGUUUCAGGACCAAAGAGAUCCGACAGCUGUUACUGAAGUGGUGUUCUAGGAAAAAGACCUUCAGUCACAACAAUAAUGUUGUAUCUGUUUCUAAAUAA
This is a messenger RNA of Colossoma macropomum (tambaqui), 984 nucleotides long. RefSeq names its product olfactory receptor 1500-like. The record is from RefSeq and is a predicted model, not a curated record. Bases 1 to 984 code for a protein of 327 amino acids. The transcript has a single exon. Gene Ontology annotation, biological process: G protein-coupled receptor signaling pathway. Gene Ontology annotation, molecular function: olfactory receptor activity; G protein-coupled receptor activity. Gene Ontology annotation, cellular component: membrane. Lineage: Eukaryota; Metazoa; Chordata; Actinopteri; Characiformes; Serrasalmidae.